Miscanthus lutarioriparius is the source of this 1059-nucleotide messenger RNA. NCBI's taxonomy places the organism in Eukaryota, Viridiplantae, Streptophyta, Magnoliopsida, Poales, Poaceae. The record is from the annotation of a GenBank genome assembly.
AUGGUGGCGGCGCCCCUUCCCCAUCACCUCCCGACGGCGGCCGCUGCGCCCUUCCCCAUCUUGAUAGCCUUGCGUGCGUGGGUGUCGGUGACGGGCAGCCGCCCUCGGGCUCUAGAUCCUUGUAGGGCAGACACGGCGGUGGCGGAUUCCCUCGGCUACAUCCACGUCGUGAGGCCCUCGUCGCGCUCGUCGUCUCGCUGUCGCGUCGCUCUUCACCGUCGUCUGGCUGGGCAUCAGCACAGCAGCAGCCGGUGUGUUGGUUCCGGUGCCGCGUCGCGCGAGCCGACCGGAAGCCCGUUCCCCAUCGCACCGGAGCUCGGAUCCGGAUUGCCAAAAGGACAUAUUUCGUAUGUACGAAACAUUAAGGAAGGACUACCUCUCUUCCUCUUCAAUUAUGAUGAUCGCAGAUUGUAUGGUAUUUACGAAGCUGCAGGGAAUGGCAAGUUCUGUCCUAAAUCAAAUGCAUGGUCACAUGAUAGCAAGGGCAAAACAAGCUAUCCUGCCCAGGUUGCAAUGCGGCUAAGGGUGUGGUGUUUCCCGCUAGCAGAGAAUCAGUUCAGAAAUGCUAUUAUAGCCAAUUACUAUCAGAACACACCCGGUGUCCCUGGCCAGAAGCUCCAUUUUUUAACACCAACUAAUGUUCAUGGGAGAGAAUUAGUGCUGUCACCUGGAUGGGCACCAGAGUUUGAGGGGAACGAUAACCUCAAAUCAGAAAAUGUUGUAAAGUCAUAUGCAGACAUAUUGAAGAAGAACAAAUUCGAGGAAGUUAGGACACGAGAUGUGGAUACGGAACAUGUAAGCUCAGGUAAUGAAUCUUCUGGUGGUUUCAAUGAACUUGAUUGUCAAUACACAUCACCAGAGAGGGAGGACUAUGCACUAUCAGAUAAGGUGGUUCCAGUGAAACAACAACAGUACCCUGAUCAGCAGGAAAAAAUUCUUUUUUGCCUUGUUUUGUCACAGCAUAUUUCUAUCUCAUCAAGUUGCUGCUGGGUUGGGUUCAAUUUCACAGCCUUGUAUCCAUGCAUGUUCAAGUGUGGCAGAUCUAGAAAUGUGGUCUGA